AUGUUCUUCAAGCUCAAGCACGCCCUCCUCGCGCUUGCCGCCGUCGGCAGCGUCGCCGCGGUCGCUGAACCCGGCGACCAGCUCCACGACUUCCUCACCCGCGACCCCGACGUGAACCCGCUCAUGGGCUUCGGCCGUCGCUCCGCCGCGUCCUCGCGCACGCGCCACCUCCGGCCCGUGUACAAUGACGCGCCCGCGAUGCGCAAGCGCGACACCGUUAUCAACGGCCCCGACGUCGGCCAGGUCGCGUCCUUCGACGGCGCGCCUGAGCCGGAGCGUGGUGCCCUCGGCGACACCUUCCUCCAGACGUCGAACACCGCGAUCGACGAGCAGAACCCGGACAACCUUGCUGCGCCCACCACCGACGCCGGCGCCGUCCCGAACCUCAAGUGGUCGUUCUCCCUCUCGCACACGCGUCUCCUGAACGGAGGCUGGGUACGCGAGCAGACGAUCACGGAUCUCCCCCCAUCGAAGGACCUGGCGGCUGCGGAAAUCCGCCUCUCCCCGAACGCGUACCGUGAGCUGCACUGGCACCGCGUCGCCGAGUGGGGCUACAUCCUCAACGGCACCGGUCGCAUCUCUGCCAUCGACGACAGCGGCCGCUCGUACACCGCGGACAUCAAGGGGCCCAGAACGGCUCCGACCCAGACAUCUACUAGUGCCUUCCCGGUCGGCGUCCCGCACUCCAUCCAGGCGCUCGGCGACGGGCUCGAGAUCCUGCUCAUCUUCACCGACGGCAACUUCGACGCGUCCGGCACGACCUUCAUGCUCUCCGACUGGCUCGCGCACACCCCGCUCGAGGUCGUCGCCCAGAACCUCGGCGUGAACACCUCCGUGCUCGCCAAGAUCCCGCAGAAGGACCCGUACAUCCUCAAGUCGACCGUGCCCCCGCCCCCCUUCGGCGAGAGCGCGGAGCAGGCGAUCCCCGACCCGAAGGGCGAGGCUCCCAUGCCCUUCGUCUUCCACCUCGCCGACCAGAACCGCACCGAGGCCCCCGGCGGCUGGAUCAAGAUCCAGGACUCGGUCUCGAACUUCCCCGUCUCGACCAACCUCGCCUCCGCGCUCGUCUUCGUCGAGCCCAACGGCCUCCGCGAGCUCCACUGGCACACCGCCGACGAGUGGCUGUACAUCAUCUCCGGCCACGGCCGCGCGACCGCGUUCGCCGGCGGCAGCACCGCGCGCACCUUCGACUUCCAGCCCGGCGACACCGGCGUCUUCCCGAUCUCGUACGGGCACUACGUCCAGAACCUGUCGCCCACCGAGCCCCUCAUCUACCUCGAGCUCUUCAAGGCGCCCAAGUUCGUCGACUUCUCCGCGACGCAGUGGCUCGCGCUCAUGCCCACGCAGGUCGUCGUCGACCUCCUCGGCAUCGCGCCCGAGGUUGUCGCCACCUUCAAGAAGGAGAAGCAGAUCAUCGUCGCCUGA
Molecule: messenger RNA, 1425 nt
Organism: Epithele typhae
Lineage: Eukaryota; Fungi; Basidiomycota; Agaricomycetes; Polyporales; Epitheliaceae
Product: Bicupin oxalate decarboxylase/oxidase
Exons: 7
Coding region: 1-1425 (474 amino acids)
Biological process (GO): oxalate metabolic process
Source: RefSeq, a predicted model, not a curated record